UGAGCGAGCCGCCGGUCGCCAGUCUGCUCCCGGUCUCCGUGGUAACCGACGUGCGGGAAGUGGAGACGACGGAUAAUACAAGAAAAACAACAACAACAACAACAACAACAACAAGGACGAACUGGACUUAACCUUUUAUUUUUAUUCCUAUGAACUUGACGUCGUUUGGAACUAUAGAAAGAAACAAACCGUGACCGGAGAGGGAUUUGAAACGAACUCCUCCUCGCGACGCUGGGAAGGAAAACAACUUUUCACCUCUUCUUUCUUUCUUCUUCUUCGUUUUCUUCGUCGAGGAAAUAGUUUCUUCUUCUUCUAAUGUUGAAUUGUCAACACAGGCAGGUUCGAGUACAGGUCCCAGUCCCCCGUGUGUGCGGAGCUGCUGUCGGCGGACACCCGACACCCGACCUCCUCCUGGGAGAGUCAGCCCGCAGCUCACGACACAUGGCCCCGCUCCGUCCUGCGGCUGCUCGUCGCUAAGCUCCGGCGGAGCGGGACGACGACGACGACGCUCCUCCGCGCAGCUUUGACGCACAGCGUGCGUAAAUGUGGAGUUUGCAGAAUCCAAUCAGGGGCCGCUGAUAUUCCACAUUAAUGGUAAGUUGCUAAUUGAUUUGUGUCGCCGGUGGAAAUUUUGGAUUAUAGUUGGGACUCAAUUGUCCGGUUGCAAGUCCCCCCCCCCCCCCGGAGAUAACCAGCGGAGCAGCAUGGAUACGGGCGGAGUGCGCGUCCUCCAGCGGUCGUGAGAUGCCGAGGAGCGCCGCCGGUGAUGUGAACCCGAGCCCCGCAGGAUAAUGUCCGCUCUCUAACCCCGCACCCCGCCGGUGGCACCACCAGCAGCAGCAGCAGCAGCAGCAGCAGCAGCAGCAUGAGCAGCACCGACCUGGAGCGCAUGUCGCUCAGCUCCUCGGCCAACUCGGUGGCGUCCAGCGCGCGGACACUGUCGGCCAACGUGCGCAAGCUGCACAACGCGCUCAACCUGCUGCUCGACGACGUGGAGCGCGAGCAGUUCAUCCACUGCCUCAACGUGUACCACUCCAAGCGCAACGUGUACGACCUGGUGCAGACGCUCAACGUCAUCCUCAACGCGCCCGGCAAGCGGCAACUCCUGCCCCUGCUGCGGCUCGUCAUCCCGCGCUCGGACCAGCUGCUCUUCGAGCAGUACACGUCGGAGGGCCUCUACCUGAAGUCGGACGCGGUCGCGAGCAACGGCAGCAGCAGCGCCGGGACCCCGCCGCCGGGCGACUUCCCCGGCGCCAGCCCGACCCCGACUCCCCCUCCCCAUCCUCAUCCUCCUCCUCCGGGGCGCUCGUCGCCCAGCAACCCGGCCGAGUUCCAGGUGGCGCUGCGCGGCUCGCCGGACAGCUUCAGCACCAGCAGCGACGGGACGGCGCCGCUGGUGCCGCUGCUCGGCCGGAACUUCAUCCACGAGCCGCCGGGCGAGCUGCGCCACGUCGCCAUGAAGCGGCACAAGAGCAACGAGGGCCUCGGCUUCAGCAUCCGCGGCGGCUCGGAGCACGGGGUCGGCAUCUACGUGUCGCUGGUGGAGCCCGGCAGCCUGGCGGAGGCGCAGGGGCUGCGCAUCGGCGACCAGAUCAUGAAAGUCAACGACAAAGUCUUCGACAAAGUCACGCACGCGGACGCAGUGAAGGGCUAUAAACUUAUGGAAUCAAGCCCUGGAACUGUACUCUUCAGCCCCUCUGCACCAGUGUUACUGCCGGUGCUGAAGGGCAGUAAAAAACUUUCCCUCUCCGUGCGCUCGGUCGGCCGAAUUCCCGGCGGCUACGUCACCAACCACGUGUACACCUGGGUCGACCCUCAGGGGCGGGGCGUGUCGCCUCCCCCCGACCUGACGGAGCAUCGCAGCGCCACCCUGAAAAGGAGUGAGAGCCAGCGACGCAGCAACAUGCAGCUGCUACAGGAGGGCGACGAGAAGAAGGUCAACUUGGUUCUGGAUGACGGCCGGUCUCUUGGCCUGAUGAUCCGGGGGGGAGCGGAAUAUGCUUUGGGGAUUUACAUCACCGGAGUGGACCAGGGAUCGGCAGCAGCGUGCGGAGGACUCAAGGUGGGCGACCAGAUCCUGGAGGUGAACGGCCGCAGCUUCCUGAGCAUCCCGCACGACGAGGCCGUCCGCGUGCUGAAGUCGUCGCGGCACCUGAUGAUGACGGUGAAGGACGUGGGACGGCUGCCGCACGCCCGGACGGUGGUGGGCGAGACCAAGUGGAUCGCCAGCUCGCAGAUCGCCGAGAGCUCCGCCAACAGCAGCAUGGCGAGCUUCUCAGUCGAACAGGGAGCAUCUGCAGCAGGAAAGCCCGGGUUCUAUAGGGGCGUGGCGGGCUCGCAGGUGACCCUGUCCAGCCUGGUGAACCAGUCGCGGGCCAUGCUGGAGGAGCAGGCGCGCCACCUGCUGACGGAGGCGGAGCGGCAGACCAUGGUGUACUACGUGGAGGAGUACCGGGACGGACACGUCGGCGUGGAGCAGCUGGUCAUGGCGCUGUUCGAGCUGCUCAACACGCACGCAAAGUUCUCUCUGCUGUCCGAGGUGCGAGGCCUGGUGGCGCCGCAGGACCUGGAGUGUUUCGACGCGAUGGUGCUGCGACGGGAAAUCCAGGCGCUGAAGGCGCGGCAGGGCAAAGCCGGGGGCGCCGCGCCGCACCCGGAAACCCUGUCCAUGGUGUCGUACCCGGACACGCUGACCUCCUCGUCGGCCAGCUUCAUGACCAACACCACCCUCAGCUCUGCACGGAACGACGGCGUGGCGGAGAGUAACGGCGAGGAUCGUCCCGACAGUCUGAACCCGCUGCUCACCGACAUCUCCCUGGAUGACGUACAGUCCACCACUGCCGAAUCUCCCCCCUCCUUCAAGCCUCCGCCCCCACCGGGGGCGCCGAGGCGCCCGAGCAGACGGGGUCAGCUCAACAAAUGCCCCUCGUCCGAAUCCUCCCACUCGGGCUUGUACUUCACCGCCCCGCCUUCCAAAAACCAGAGCAGGGCGUCGGGGCACGCCCCCCCGGCCUCGCCCUCGCUCCACCACAAACGGGAGCAUCCCCGGGACCCGGCUCAGGAAUACGCGGCCGUCAGAAAGAGAGAUCUUUCCGUGCCGACCAGGAAAGAGCACACGACGGCCGCUCAGUUGUCCACGGUCGCCCGGCACAUCAUCGGCCCUUUUCCCCGGGUCCAGUCCCCCAGCAGGGGCCCCAAACCCGCUGCCCCUUCCCCUUCACCUCCUCCUCCCCCUCCGCUCCCCGCCCCUCCUCCUCCGCCCCCAUCGCUGCCCCUUAAACCAGUGUCCAUGUCCAAACCGUCCCCCUCCGCCGCCGCCUCCCCUGGCUCUAAACCUCAGUUUGUUACAGUGGAGGUUCACAGGCCCAAUGCGGAGCCUGACGUCAACGAGGUGCGGCCGCUGCCACAAGCGCGAGGUGGCGCCCUGUCUCAGCUGUCAGACAGCGGCCAGACCCUCAGUGAGGACAGUGGCGUGGACAUAGCUGAGUCAGCAGCGCACGUCAGCAAAGACAGCGGCCCCCAUUCCUCACGCACCCGCCUCCCCCGGGACAACCAGGGAGGCGGGGGGGACAACCCCUCCAAACCGCCGGGGCUGCUGGAGCCCACCUCCACUCUGGUGCGGGUGGCGAAGAGCGCCAGCACCCUGGGCAUCGCCAUUGAGGGCGGAGCCAACACCCGUCAGCCGCUGCCACGGAUCGUCACGAUACAGAGAGGCGGGUCGGCUCACAACUGCGGCCAGCUGAGGGUGGGCCAGGUGAUCCUGGAGGUGAACGGGGUUUCCCUGCGGGGCCGCGAGCACAGGGACGCCGCGCGCAUCAUCGCAGAGGCCUUCAAGACCAAAGAGCGGGACCACGUGGACUUCCUGGUGACCGAGUUCAACGUGGCGCUAUAGCCGCGACGGGAGGACCUGGAUCACGAGCGGCGGCGGCGGCGAGUGAGGGGAAGAUAAAGGGCGUGACAUUUCGAACGUCUGUUCAUUUUACAAAUGGCACAACUCUUUUAGAUAAGACGUUAAAAAAACCAACCGCCUCUGAGCCCUUUCUCUUUUCCCAUUAAAUCUGGACUCGUGAUAAUCAAAAUUUCAAAAAAGUUUCCACUGUGAACUUUUCUUCAGGAUCCUCCUCGACACGUUACCUUCCCACUGUGAGACCUCCUGCACUGCGAUGGGAAAUAAUGAAACCUGUGUCUUCUGUUCGUUCUCUCAUUGUUGACAGUAGAACCACCGGAACUUCUUGUAGCGCUCCCUCGUCCCACGGUCUGUGAUUUUUUUUUUAUUGAUUGAUUGAUUUAUUGAUUUAUUGCCUCAAUCUGCGAGACAGCUGCUGAGACAGAGUCACGCUCACCACCAGUUUGUAUAUGUACAAAUGAACAAAUGUAGAUACAGAUGCAUAUAUAUAUAUAUAUAAUGUACACACAAAGAUACUCCUAUAUGAAUUGUAAAAAAAAUCUGUAACCUCUGUUGCAUCAACAUAUAGUAAUAUAUUUCGGAGGUGAUGAUGAUUCAGGCCUAGAGCUUCUGUCCCAUCUGCAUAUUAUCAGGCUGACGAAAACGUUACUCUCAUAUUUUUAUGAUCAGACACAUAUGCUUUACUCGUUCGUCGUCAUAUGGCUUCCACGCAAAUGUGCAUCGCUUCCCGUUUCCCCUUCGCCGUGUUUAGACGUGAGACUGCAGCCACACGACAUUUAAACUUUCCGCAUUGCGUUUUCCAAACGACAGCAAAGUUUUAAAAAAGAGUCUGUCACCUACAGCUCACGUUUCUUUUUUCCCUUCAAUAUUACUCCAAAACAAAUCAGAAAUAUGACAGUUCUCCUGUUUUGUCGAUGCAGUUUUGCUGAACCGUCGUGGUUAGCGCUAACCUCUGACACAAAUACGAUCAGUUCUUUCGCAGUCGAAGAUUCCAUGAGUGAGGGAGUGUCAGAUCAUGCCACUCAACAUGAAAACUACAAAUGUAAAAAGACAACUUAAGAGAGAAAAUGCGAUUGAAUGGCCAAAAAUAGAAACCAAAAAGUUAGGUUAUGGAUUUCCUGAAACUCAAAUUGAAGGAUUAUAACUUUAAUGGCGACACUUUUAAUGCAGUCAUGUUUCCCAGGACACACUAAAACACGACAGGCUGUCGGGCUCAGAUUGAUUCACGUGUCAGAGACGCCGGAUCAAAGAUAUGUCGUCUUCACAUUCGCCCGGUUUACGUGGGAGACGCUGGCAGAGGAGAUAAAACUGCCUCACAUUCUCCCUCCACGUUUCUCCCUGCUGCUCCCCCUGCUGAAUAACAAUCCAUGAUUCUGUUUUGUAAUUUCAUAGUUUUAAUUAUGUUCACCCGGAGGGGGGAGGAGGAGGAGGAGGAGGAGGAGGAGGGGGGAGGGGCAUGAAGCCAUGCUCGGUGUAGCAAUUACGCCCCGAUGAGGGAGUGAUGAGACACUAAGAGGACGACACUCCAAAGAGUUUAGAGACACACGCUCACACAUGGAACAUGCGUGUGCACACACACACACACACACACACGUUUAUCAAAAAGUAAUUAGGAGAUAAGCAAUCGGGUAGAGGGAGAGAUGGAGAGAGAGAGAGGAAGACGGAAGAAAGAAAUGAGAAGUGACUGUUGUUGUUGUGGAGAUGAUUUGUUGUGGAGGUGUGUGUGUGUGUGUGUGUGUGUGUGUGUGUGUGUGUGUUUUAACGGAUGAAAGAGUACGUUCACAAGACGGAGACGGCAAAUAAAAACAAGUGUCAGGUUGUGGAGCUGCUGUUGUGACACACGGGGACGAGAGGCGGCGGAGGGCGAGUCGGGGCGUCGUGACGAACGCCAACAGGGCAAACAGCUGUGAGAAACUGCCGUCACACUCUGCGGCCUUUUGUGAACUCAACCAAGAGAAGAGGGCAACUUUUUUUUACUCGUGCUUUGUUUUUUUUACACCUUCAAAAUGUCACCCUUUAGUGAAUAGAUACAAAAAUACAAUGUGAGGCAGGGAUGCACUGGUAGGGGUCUUUAAAGUUCACACCAGUGUGUCUACUGUACACGUACGGUAAAGCCCAAUUAUGAUCUCCAGAUUCUUUUAAAGAGAAUCUAUAUUUUCUCAACGGGCAAAAAUCAGAUCUCGUGGUGUUUCUGUCGAAAGGCCGUGUUCAGUUCUCUCGCCAAUUUAACAAGUACGAACAGUAAAAAACAGAUUUUAUUUUUAAGCUGUGUGGAUGUUGGCCACGAUAAGGUGCAUAUACACAAAUCAUUCAUUCUUUGAUUCCAUUUGAUUCCUCUUUCUGUCAAAGUAUCAACUCACCCUCCUUCGAGCUCCGCUUUGGUCUCCACCGACUUCUUCAGCCGCUCCACGUUCAACUGUUGUUGUUGUUGUUGUUGUUGUUGUUGUUGGUUUUUCACCAGCUGGCUUCACAUGCCCUGUUGUUUUUUUUCUGAGCAGGAAGGGACCCGCGGGUUCUUCAGAGCUUGUUUUAAUGAACACAGCCGCCUGCUGCUGCUGCUGCUGGCGAUGGGCUUGAUGAGCGGACUGAGACUCUCUCACUCACACACACACACACACACACACACACACACAGAUGGUGAAGAAAGAGGAGCGUCCUCUCUUACCACCUGAUGAUGAAGACAUCAUUAUAAAACUAAUCAGGUGCGAGCAGGUUUUUAAAAGGACAUGGGACAAAAUGCCCAAAACACUCCCGUGGUUAAUUAAGAGAUUAAGUUUUGAACCGUCAAACCAGCAAUAGUGGAUUUGGAAAUAAAUGCGCCGCGCGGCUACUUUUCAGAAAGCGAGCCCCUGCCCGUCUGUUCAGACACGAUGCGAAGACACAUUUCAGCUUGAACACGUUCCAACUUGAGCUGAAGCUUUGUUUGUGUCCCAGGGCUCUGUGCAUCUUUCAUAAACAUGCAACGACAGAAAGGGGAAGGGGAGCGAGAGACUGGAGGGAAAUAUCACAUCAGCUUGAGGCUCAAACACAGAGGAACGUCGUCAGGCGGCGAACAUGCAUUUGUCUCAGCACCUUGAACUUAGUGUUGACCUGUAACAACAACAACUCAUGAUGAUAACAGUCAAACAGACGCGGCUUUAAUCAGGAUCUAUUAACAAGUGACUUCCAUUAGUCGAGUCAACAGGCGCAGCCCGUCGAUGGGAACGCUCUCGUUUAUGCAAAUAAGGUCUGUCCUAUUUCAAAAGGUUUUUAAAAUCCCAUCCAUUAAUAUGAAAAAAAAACUGUUUGCAUAUUCAGCACAUGUUGCAAAACGAUAAGUGGAAAACAAUGUGCUCACGGCAACGGACAAACUUGAAAUUCAAGAUGCAUCAGUGUGUGUGUGUCAGUGUGUGAGAGACAGAUGAUAGAUUUGUUGACGGAGACAUGAAGGCAGAGUUCGUCCUCUCAGUGGAAUUACUCUGUUAAACAAGCUCAAGAAUCAGUCACAAAGGCUUUUGUUCUCUGACUUCAGCAUUUGAACAUCACACAUGACACCUUCCUCCAGAGAGGAGACUGUCAAUCGUGUUGUCUAAAUGUGAUCUGGAUUAGAUUUCUUUCAUAUGAAGUAAAGGAUGAAAGACUUUUUUUUUAAUAAACUUUUGGAUUUAGUGGCACAGAUUCUUUUGUGAGAUGAAUUCAAUGUUGGUCUUUUUAUGGGAUUGUUGACAAAAUAAAUAUGACAAAACAAGUCAAAUAUUCCAAAUGUUAAAGUGGUUUUGGAUGGUAAUAAAAAGAGUCAGAGCCCUCAUAAGUCUCAAAACAAAUCAGAUUUCCCGUGUAUGAAAAUAUGAGAUCUUGAAGACGACUUUCUCAGAACUGCUAAAAAACAACAGUAAAAAAGUUACAGCUACAAUUUAAUUUUUUAACUCUUCUUAUCC
Messenger RNA from Scophthalmus maximus (turbot), 7824 nucleotides. It is a transcript of the gene whrna, whose product is annotated as whirlin a. NCBI's taxonomy places the organism in Eukaryota, Metazoa, Chordata, Actinopteri, Pleuronectiformes, Scophthalmidae. Gene Ontology annotation, biological process: auditory receptor cell stereocilium organization; sensory perception of sound. Gene Ontology annotation, cellular component: plasma membrane; photoreceptor inner segment; stereocilium tip. The coding region runs from base 866 to 3892 and encodes 1008 amino acids. The record is from RefSeq and is a predicted model, not a curated record. Gene Ontology annotation, molecular function: protein binding. The transcript is spliced from 13 exons.